AGGCAGUUUUUUGGUUGCCGAGGGCCAGCCCGCGUCUGCCGCCCUCCCGCCGCGCGGAAUCUGGGGCCAUGCAGGACGUCGGCUCUGCGAGCAUGCCAGGCGACAGCGAGGGAGACGCGGCGAGCUGCCCGCGGUCCAUGCACGUGGUCGGAAGGUCAGCUGGCCAGGAGAACCACGACAUCUGUGGGGAAUAUGUCCAUGUGGGUCAACACCACGGGUUCGCUGUCUACCAGAAGUUGGGCUCGGCUACAGCCAUCCGGUAUUUGCGGUCAAUGCACCGUUGGGUGAUUGACAGGGCAGGUGUCCGAGAGUCUGACGUCUGCGUGGCUUGGGCGAACGACAGUGUCGGGUCGAUACAUCCAGCACGUGCUGACCUCAUUUGGCACGUCUGGGAUGUUACUUCUCAAGUCCACGUGAUGGACGCAAAUGUGGUGACGUUCUCUGCGCCGGCGAAAAUUACAUUGGUAGGGCGCGCGGCCAACCGUGAGAAUGCCUCGGCCAACGGAGAGUACACGCUGGCAGGGGUGUGUCACAGCCGCCCCCUCUACCAGCACAGGAACGGCACCGCCGUGCUCCGCUUCCACUCGGACGAGGGGCGCUGGCUUCUCUCCUCUGUGUACGACUCUGGCAACGUAUGCUGUGCCUUUGCCGAGGGGGACUCCAUGCCGCACCCAGGAUUCCCUGAGCUGCAGUGGCACUUCUGGGAGCCGCAGGUUGGCAAGUUCAGCCCUGAUCCGGCAACGCGGACGCUCACCGCACCUCGGAUGCUUCACGUGAUGGGGCGGAGCGCAGAGAGCGGUAAUGCACGUAUCUGUGGCACUUACUACCUUGCUGGCGCUUGGGAGGGCCGCUCACUGUAUGUGCAGCCUGGCACGCAGACGGUCAUUCGCUACUCCGGGAAGACCGACAGGUGGUUGAUUGAUUGCGAAGGCCUUGCCGAGCCGAGUCUGAUGAGCAAGCUGUACCACUGGAUCCUGACGGGCGACACGUCUGCCGCAAGCGAGCGCUGCACUGCCCACUCGCAGGCGUGCGGCACCCAGCACCCGGGCUUCUGCGACCUCCAGUGGCAGGUAUGGGAUACCCUAUCAGGGCGCCACAAUCGGGACCUCAAGGUCCGCGCCACCACUGCGCCGUUGGCUGUUCGGAUAGCUGGGCGGUUACCCGCCAGUGAGAACAGCGAUAUCAACGGCGACUACGUGCUGCAGACUACCCACCUGGGACGGCCAGCCUACCAGAAGGUCGGUGGCCGGGCCAUGAUUCGCUUCUGGCGCCCGGGGCUCGCUAGCUACACCCACACCCAUCCUGGCCACGCCGAUCUUCGGACCCAGCACCGAUCCUGGGCCCAAGGUCUGGCCACGAUCGGUGGAGGUGUACAAGUCUGCGUCAUCCUAGGCCACCCAGUGGACGCUGGGUUAUCGACCGAGAGGGCCUGCGAAACACAGACUCCUGCGUCGCAUACGCCGACAGCCCCCAGCAGAACAGCGACCAUCCGCCGACCGACGGCGCCGCGUGGUACGUGUGGGAGACAAGCAGAGGGGGGCACUUCCUGGACCAGGGUCUGGCCGCGUCGGUUCCCGCGGACGCCCCGACGGAGCUGCCGCCGCCCGCCCCCGCCGCGGGCAAGCGGGGCCUGGCCGCGCCGCCCGUCGUGGACCAGAAGCGGAGGCGGCUGGACGCGGCCGACGCGGCCGAGGCGCGCGCCCGGAGGCCCGACGGCCUCGCCGGCCAGGGGUGGCUGCCUCGGAUCUUCGGGGGCGCCUGAGCCGCUGCCUCGGCGGUCCUGGCGGCGCAGCCGCGGCAGGCCGCCCCACGUGCGGUCCGGCAGCCUCGCUGGCAAGAGGUGGCUCCCUCGGAUCUCCCGGGGCGCCUGAGCCGCUCUCUUUGCGCGCUGCAGAGCCCAUUCGAUUCACCCAGGGCAAGUCCUGGGCUGCACGUGAUGGUCGUGUGCAGACUCGCUGCGCAGACGAAUUCUGUAUCCGACCCUAUGGAGAUCUCCCGCUCCUCUCUAUCUCCGGCCCUCUCAUCACCCCCACCUCCCUCGAGGGUCAGCGGAGAUCCUCGUAGGGCUUCAUCCGCAUCAAUUCGCAGUAGGGCAGGCCGAGAAGGAAUUUGAAGCGUCCGAGCAUGGGUUGGGCUGUGUGGCUCUCCACGGCCCAGGCAAGUACCCGUGCAUGUAGCACUUAGGUUGUCUUCCUCCUCAUCCGCGGUCAGAUUGUGAUCCAACUCGGCACGUACUAUUGAGCCUGAAUGCGAUCGGAAUGCGAUUCUCUGCGUGGCCAGUAACAUUUUGGGUAUCGGGGAGCACUGGGG
Messenger RNA from Prorocentrum cordatum, 2310 nucleotides. The record is from the annotation of a GenBank genome assembly. NCBI's taxonomy places the organism in Eukaryota, Dinophyceae, Prorocentrales, Prorocentraceae.